AUGCUCCCAAAAGAACAAGUCAAUUCUCUGCUUCAGAAGGAAUCCCAAAUACUUGAGAAAGUUUUUCUUCUGGUCAGAUGUACCAAAGGGGUUGAAUGGAAAUAUCAGCAACCACGAUUGACAUCAGCUGAAGAAUGGAUUCUGAAAGCUGAUGAAAUUAUGUCUGACCUUGAAAAACUGACAGAUGAUAUUGUGCUUGCUGAAAGUUUCAAAGAGAUCAAUUUAACCGAAAGUGCUCAGCUGACGAAACGGCUCAUCGAUGUAUCCAACGCAAUCAAUAAUAUCACGAAGAACAUGUACAAAAUCGUCAACCACAGCCAAAAUGAGCGUCUGUUUGCUGCAAAAGUUGUAGCUCAGCAACGUAUCAAAACACUGUUGGUAGAUCAAGAAGAAGCAGAGAAGCUUCUUGAAUAUCGGACUAACUUCAUUCGACAAAACGAUGAGAAGAAAAAACAAGAAUUGAAAAGAAUGCGGGAGACAGAAAUUAUCGAAGAAAUGCGUUCUCAGGCUUUGAAAGAACACAAAAAAUAUCUGUCAUCACUGGAAGCCGUCAAAGCACUGGGAGAAGUUGAAGAAAACACUGUCAUAUCAAACGAUUCACUCGCAGAUGAUGUCACGCUUACAGAAGGGCAUCUUGAAAUCAGAAAAAGACGACGUUCACGAAGUCUAACUCGCAAAGUCGUCGGCACCAUCAAAGUUUAA
This is a messenger RNA of Caenorhabditis briggsae, 702 nucleotides long. Lineage: Eukaryota; Metazoa; Nematoda; Chromadorea; Rhabditida; Rhabditidae. The record is from RefSeq and is a predicted model, not a curated record. The transcript is spliced from 4 exons. Bases 1 to 702 code for a protein of 233 amino acids.